Messenger RNA from Xyrauchen texanus (razorback sucker), 1389 nucleotides. RefSeq names its product succinate--CoA ligase [ADP/GDP-forming] subunit alpha, mitochondrial. Lineage: Eukaryota; Metazoa; Chordata; Actinopteri; Cypriniformes; Catostomidae. Gene Ontology annotation, cellular component: succinate-CoA ligase complex (ADP-forming); mitochondrion. Gene Ontology annotation, molecular function: succinate-CoA ligase (GDP-forming) activity; succinate-CoA ligase (ADP-forming) activity. The transcript has 9 exons. Gene Ontology annotation, biological process: tricarboxylic acid cycle. Bases 61 to 1035 code for a protein of 324 amino acids. The record is from RefSeq and is a predicted model, not a curated record.
CUACUAAGUGCGCUGACGUAAGGUCCAUGUCUGUCCGGUGUCAUUGGUGAAUGACCGAAGAUGUCUCAAAGCAGGUUUUUUGCUCGGUUGCUCUUGCAGCAGGCUGGAGUGAGACAAUGUCAUACAGGCACUAGGAAGAACCUUUACAUCAACAAGAACACUAAGGUCAUUUGUCAAGGCUUCACAGGAAAACAGGGCACCUUUCACAGUCAGCAGGCUCUGGACUAUGGCUCUCAGUUAGUAGGAGGAGUGUCCCCAGGCAAGGGGGGCAAAACACACCUGGGUCUGCCAGUCUUCAACUCUGUGAAGGAGGCUAAGGAUGGCACAGGUGCCGAAGCCACCGUGAUCUAUGUGCCCCCUCCUUUCGCAGCAGCCGCUAUAACUGAGGCAAUUGACGCAGAGAUUCCCCUGGUGGUCUGCAUCACAGAGGGAAUCCCCCAGCAGGACAUGGUGCGUGUCAAACACAAGCUGCUUCGCCAGAGCAAGACACGCCUUGUUGGUCCCAACUGUCCCGGUGUCAUCAACCCUGGCGAAUGCAAAAUUGGGAUCAUGCCUGGACACAUCCACAAGAAAGGAAGAAUUGGCAUUGUAUCUAGGUCAGGCACCCUUACAUAUGAAGCUGUACAUCAGACCACGCAAGUGGGUCUGGGACAGUCAUUGUGCAUUGGUAUUGGUGGUGACCCGUUUAACGGCACUAACUUCAUUGACUGUCUGGAGGUGUUCCUGCAGGACCCCAAAACAGAGGGCAUAAUUCUGAUUGGAGAGAUUGGCGGAGAUGCAGAGGAGAAUGCGGCAGCGUACCUAAAACAGCACAACUCUGGUGCCAGUGCUAAGCCAGUGGUGUCAUUCAUUGCCGGCCUGACGGCCCCUCCUGGAAGGAGAAUGGGGCACGCAGGAGCCAUCAUCGCCGGAGGCAAAGGAGGUGCCAAAGAGAAGAUUGCCGCCCUCCAGUCUGCUGGAGUCGUCGUCAGCAUGUCUCCAGCGCAGCUGGGCAGUACCAUGUUCAAGGAGUUUGAGAAGAGGAAGAUGUUGUAACUUGUUAGAGACAAGUACAGACAGACUGCCCUGCCUGCCUAAGGACCUUCAUCCUUGCUGGAGUCCAUCACCUCCCUCCAGGCUCAACAGUGCGCACACCUUUGUGUUUUCAUCAGAUUCUAUGAGUUCAUGCUCCGUAUUUGCACCAGAGGAAAUAAAAAAAAAAACAUUUAAAAGUCUAUCACAGUCUCCUUGUUAGAAGUGUACAGCACAUCCACUAGACCCUUGUAUUUCAGCUACACUUCGAGCAAAGUCUGCCCUGUGUUGCUUUUUGUGAUAUCCCAGUGCUGUAUGAAUUCCAUCUCUUAUGUUCUCUCUCCCUCUGAAAUGGCAAAUAUAUCUCUUAUGCUCUGA